AUGAUGGUAGGAGGGGAUUCUGCAUCCUCGUCUUCCGCAUUUUCCCGGAUUUCAACCACUGUCCUGAUAUCAUCGUGUCCUCACCCUGCACGUUUUUCUGCUCAGCCCACCCUCCCUAUUGACUUAGUUGUAAAAAAAAUAUAUAUUAAAUCAAUUAAACCGGACUCGCCGCCCUCCGCCAUCACCUCACCUCUUUCUCUCUCCCCCCCCCCCCCCCUUGGUAAAUAUCUACUACUGACUUCCUUCUCCACAUGCAGCAUCAGAGACCUGGGCCCCGGCGUACCGGCUCCAGCCAUGUCGGCGAGGAAUACAGCGGCUGGCGGCGGUGACAGAACGACGGGGGAAAGGACAGGAGAUGCAUUAGAGGAAGAACCCCAGGGCCUCUCUGUCUCUCUGUCUGGUCUGAUGACCCCCUCUUCAGCCGCUGGUAUGGCCUCAGGCAUGGAGCUGCCCAGGAAAAGGAAAGGCAGCAUGGACCUGGAAACAAAAUCUGCAUCAAAUCUAGAUGAGGAUAUGGAGGACAAUCAGGGCAGAUUGGAAGGAGAUGACCAGCACUUAAAAAUGAAGUGUAUCAGGGAACCUCACAGUCAAAUUGAGAAACGACGGCGAGAUAAGAUGAAUAACCUGAUUGACGAAUUGGCAGCGAUGAUUCCCACCUGUAACCCCAUGUCUCGUAAGCUUGACAAACUCACUGUGUUACGAAUGGCUGUCCAGCACCUUAAAUCACUCAAAGGUGCAACCAGCUCCUUUGCAGAAGCCAAUUACAAACCUGCAUUCCUCCCAGAUGAUGAGCUUAAACACCUUGUCCUAAGGGCUGCCGACGGAUUUCUCUUUGUGGUUGGCUGUGACCGCGGAAAAAUAGUCUUCGUCUCAGAGUCGGUUUCAAAAAUCCUGAAAUACAGUCGAACAGAGUUAAUUGGGCAGAGUCUGUUUGAUUACGUUCAUCCCAAGGACAUCGGUAAAGUGAAGGAACAGCUGUCUGCCUCUGAACUCUACCCACGGGAGCGCCUCAUAGACGCCAAAACGGGGUUGCAGGUGCAGGCUGAGCUUCCUGUCAGAGCGGCUCGGCUUUGUUCCGGGGCCCGACGCUCCUUCUUCUGCCGAAUGAAGUACAACAAAAUUACCAUCAAAGAGGAGAAGGACUUUCAGGCCAGUUCCUCAAAAAAGAAAGAGUCACAGCGGUACUGCACAGUGCACUGUACGGGCUACAUGCGCACCUGGCCCACGCGCCAGCUGGGAUCUGAGGGGGAGGCAGAGGCAGACAAAGACAGCUCACACUUCAGCUGCCUGGUGGCGGUGGGCUGCGUGCACCCACAUACCCUCCCCCAAGCCAACGGAGAGAUCAGGGUCAAGCCCACCGAAUUUGUCACCCGCUACGCCAUGGACGGCAAAUUCACCUUUGUGGAUCAACGAGCCACCACUAUUCUGGGUUACUUGCCCCAGGAGCUGCUAGGGACAUCCUGCUACGAAUACUUCCAUCAGGACGACCUGCCGCAUUUGGCGGAUAGACACCGAAAAGUGCUGAGGAGUAAAGAGAAGAUUAAGACAAAUUGCUAUAAGUUUAAAACGAAAUUUGGCUCUUUUGUCACCUUACAAAGUCAGUGGUUUAGUUUUAUAAAUCCCUGGACCAAAGAAGUAGAAUACAUAGUGUCAACCAACACGGUUAUAUCCAGUAAAAGUAAUCCAGGUGGAUCAGGGGAUAAAGCUGAGCAGCCGAGCAGUUCCAAGGCCUCAGAGGAUGAUGCCAAGAAAGCCCAACAAGUUCCAAUCAUCCCAGGGAUCUCCAGUGCAUCAGGCACCAUAUUUUACGCUGGGACCAUUGGGACCCAAAUUGCUAAUGAGAUAAUGGACUACAACAGGAUGAACUCCUCACCAUCCAGUGGCAAUACAAGUCCGUUCAGUUUACUGCAGGACAAGUCUCCACUGGCCCUUGCGCAGACCAGCAGCAACGUGCCAAAUGGGGAAGCAACAGACAUGGAGAUGCCCAGCAAGCCAAUCUCGGAGGAGGAAGCGCGGGGCGGAGCCCUUACAGCGAGUGAAAAUCUCAUGGAGGGGAGCUCUCAGAUGGAUCUGGAGGGGGUUCCGGGGUUAAGCGCUCUUAGUACUGACGAGGCAGCCAUGGCGGUCAUCAUGAGCUUAUUGGAGACCGAUGCCAAUCUGGGUGAGGCUGUGGACUUUGACCAGAUGCACUGGUCUCUGUGAACACACGGCUCCAACUCCAACCUUUUUCCUUUGUUUUUAAAGACCCAUCUUAUCUGGAGCUUUUUAAAAGAACCAUCCAUUCAUUCUCACCAGGCAGCAGGCCUUUGACAAUUCUCGGGCUUUUUAUGUUUUAAUUUAUUCGAUUUUUUUUUUAAUGCGUCUGGACAAGCUGCAUGGCAGAUCAUCUUGAUGACUACCCCUGGUGAAGGAGAACAGAAGGGAACAGAGGUGAACAGAACUCUUCUCUCACUUGGUUUCUGAAUACCUUAAGCUGAGUACCUUAAGCAACAGGACCAGGUUUUAUUUGGUCUGGUUUGCAUUUCUUCAGCUCAGCUCAGAGGUCACUUCUGCCCCCUUGGCUAGGAUCAGAACGGAGAAGAUUCAUGGCCCAUUUUGCCAUGUCGAGAAACAUGCCCCAAGCCAUAAGGCAAGAACCCAAAUCAUCCACUGUCUCCAGUGGUGUAAGGGUUUCGAAACUAUUUCCUUAGUCAAUCAACACUUGAACUAUGUAUCAAUGCAUUGAGGAAAAGCUGGACUGAGAUUUUUUUAUAUAAACAUAUUGGGAUUCCUUUGGCAAGGGAAACCUGGUAGUUAUUUUUCUUUUAAAGCUGAAGACAUCUUGAAUUCUAUGUUUUAUGAUGAACAAGAACGGAACAAUGCAGGGGGGGUGGGGGUGGGGGGUGUAUUGCCGAGCGUAUAGUUAUUUGUCAAACUGAAGUACUUGAAAGACUGUGUGGAAAUAUUGCAAAAUUGAGAAUCACCAUUAGGCCUGAUAUUUUUUCCCUUCCUGGUCUAUAAACCUGUGUGUGAAUGUGUGCAUUUCCCUUAAAUAUUUUGUGCUGCCAGUGCUACACUGCUCUUGAAAUAGUGUUGUAGAUCUGCUGUUGUUAAGACAUGUUUGCGUGAGAGGAGAUAAAUUACAGGUAAAAUGGUGAUGGAAACUCGGGGCAGAAGUCCAACAAAUUGUUCACAAAUAAGGGCAGGGUCUCUCAGGGAACAACGGCAUGAUAACCCCUUCUAAAAAUUAUUUAUAAAACUCAUCAGCCAAGUACCACUUUUUUUACACUUGGCAAUAAUUUACCCCAAAAUGAAAAUUUUGUCAUCGUUUACAUGUAUAACUGUAUUUCUUUUUUAAAGGAUGUCCUGAUCACUGAUUUUAAUGCAGUGGCAGUUGAUAGUGACUUACUUUUAAUAAACCUAAUGCAUACAAUAGGUUUUGGUGGGAAAUUACCAGAAUUUAAAUUUUUACAGUGAAAAUCUCAACUUCUGCCAUGGCUCUCCAUAUGAAGUGCAUAAAAGAAGCGCAUUUAAUGUGUUCACGCAAGAACUUCCGUUGUUUUUGCUUUCGCAAGGUUAAAGCGUAAGAAGCGAGCUUCUCGCGUGCAUUUAUGAAUGCACAUAGAGUGACGGUGGAAGGUAAGGUGUUCACUGUAAAAUAACAUUAAUCACGGGUUGUUUGGUAAUCAUUUAACGGGACAUCCUUAAAAAUUCCCCCUUUUGUGUUCCGCAGAAGAAAGAACAUCAUGAAAGAACAAGUGUUUGGAAUGACAUGAUGGUGAGUAAAUGAUGACAGAAUUUUCAUUUUUGGGUGAACUGUCCCUUAAAUGAUUUCAAGUGUGAAAGCCCAUGUUAGUGUUAAGAUGGUGUUGAAGACUUGUUGAAGGUAUUGCAUGCCUAUGUGACCAGCAUUUAGCAGGUGAGUGUUGUUUGAACUCCAUAUUAUGGAAUGAUAUCCCAUAAUCCUGUUUUAAAUUAACAUUACCCAACUUCAGAAUACUAAGAAUACUAGUGGUGAUAGGGAAAUAUAUUUGUUUAUCUUCUUUCUUUUUUUUAACACAUGUUGUCACACAAAUCUCAGUCAUGAAGACAUCUAACUUAAAGAAACAGUUCACCCAAAAAUGAAAAUUCUGUUAUACUUUACUCGUCCUCAUGUUGCUCCAAACCUUUAUGACUUUCUUCUGUGGAACCCCAAAAGAGGUGUUUUGAAGAAUGUUCACCCUGCUCUUUUCCAUAAACCUGAAGAAUAUAGUGACCAGGGACUGUCAAUCUAAGGACAAAAAAAAUACAUAGUACAUAUGACUUGUUUAAAACUUGGUUUGAAUUGUCAUUGAUUGCUGCAUGUCUCUAAUCUGGUUGUGUUGUGCCAAUAUGCAGAAGAGCAGAAGUGAUUUGGGAGCUACGGUUUUCAGUGAAUUAAAUUUUGGUCUGUUAUAUGGCUUCAGAAGUCUUGGAAUAUACCGCGCAAGUCAUGUGGAUUACUUUUAAGCAGUGUUGGUUGUAUACAGUUAAAAAGUAAUUUGUUACUGUAAUUGAAUUACUUUUUAAAGUAAUGUAAUUCUUGUAAUCAGAUUAGAGUUACUGACUUUCAGUAAAAGUAAUUACUUUUAAGUACAUUACUUGUGGUAAAGCAAUAUGUAUAAAAUAUUCAUGUAUGUCUGUUAGUGUUUCUGUUACAUUUGAAGGGUGUGCGACAGUGAAUUAGGGGAGAAAAAUAGACAUUUUGAAUAUAAGUGGAAACCCAAAAACUUUUCUAGGAAAAGUGAUUUAGAAAGUAAUUUGUAAAGUGAUUAGUUUUUAGAUUAAGUAACCAUUAAAGUGAUCUGAUUACAUUUUAUAUAAGUCAUUAUUCAUUUGUUUUACUUUUCGGGUGCUUUUUGUGCUUUUGGAGAUUGACGGCCCAUGGUCCCUAUAUGUUUUUAUGAUUUGGAAAAGAGCAGCGUGAAUAUUCUGCCUAACUUCUACUUUUGUGUUCCACAGAAGAAAGUCAUAUGGGUUUGGAACAAUAUGAAGGUGAGUAAAUGACAACAGAAUUUUCAUUUUGGUGUAAACUAUCCCUUUAAUUGAGUUAAACUGAACAAAAGAGACCCAAGAAUAUGUUUUCACAAAAACAUUAAUAAAUUAAUCGCAUGGGGGCGGGGUGCUGGGUAGCUCAGUGAGUAAAGACGCUGACUACCACCCCUGGAAUUGCGAGUUUGAAUCCAGGGUGUGCUGAGUGACUCCAGCCAGGUCUCCUAAGCAACCAAAUUGGCCCGGUUGCUAGGGUGGGUAGAGUCACAUGGGGUAACCUCCUUAUGGUCGCUAUAAUGUGGUUCGCUCUCAGUGGGGCACGUGGUGAGUUGUGCGUGGAUGCUGCAGAGAAUAGCGUGAAGCCUCCACACGCGCUAUGUCUCCAUGGUAACACACUCAACAAGCCAUGUGAUAAGAUGUGCGGAUUGACAGUCUCAGACGUGGAGGCAACUGAGAUUUGUCCUCCGCCACCCGGAUUGAGGCGAGUCACUUCGCCACCACGAGGACUUAAGAGCACAUUGGGAAUUGGGCAUUCCAAAUUGGGGAGAAAUAAAAAAUAAUACAAAUAAAAAUUAAUCACAUGAUUUAAAAGACUGUAUACUUUGCUGCAGGAGUAUUCAGCCUAUUUUCACAAAGGGCUAGAAUCUUGGAAACAUAUGCCAGCUAAUUUUGGCAAAAUGGUGUUGGCUAUUGGAAGUGAUUGUCUUAAAUCAAUUGCCCUUUCUUAUAACUUACAACUCUUCUUAUAACUCCCUAUUUAUAUAUAAAGUAUGAUAAUAUGAUUCUCUUUCUAUUUCACUCUGUCUCUUGUUUUCCAAAAAAUAUUUUCUGUCAUCUGACUUCCCCAGGAAAAACUCUGUAAAUUCAUAUUUCAGCAUGGCGUUGUCAGAUUUUGCACAUUUUCUUCCUAAAUUCAGCUUCUCUUCUUACUGGUGACUUUUUGUUCAAAGAGGAUCAGCACACUGACCUGCUUUACUGUGAUGGUGCAAAUGUGCCACAGGAGUCUAAUGGCCUUGCGCAAUGGAAAGUGUGAUUCUUCUCAAUAUACCAAAGCAAUUUGACCGCAGAGAUAUUUCAAGUACCCUUAAAGGUAUAGUUCACUCCAAAAUCAAAAUUCUGUCAUUAUUAUUCACUAUCUUUCUUUAGUGAAACAAAAGGAGAUGUUUUGCAGAAUGUUCAGUCUCGGUCACCAUUCACUUUCAUCAGCAAAUAGAAAGUCAUACAGCUUUUGGAACAACAUACAAAUGUUGACAGAAUUUUAUUUUUUGGUUGAACUAUCCCUUUAACGCUCAGCUGCCCUGUGUUGUCAGAUGUGUUGUAAUUCUGCGAUGAUGGUGUGAGCUGCUUUUUAAAAGCCAAAAAAUGUCUCCAUAUCAUCUUGUCAAUACUGUCACAUGCUGCCAAGAGCUUACUUGAAGUGAGGAAUCAACCCGCCCCAUCCAACUGCAUGUAAUCCCACAGAGAAAUAAAUUGCAGAAAAAAAAAAAUGACUGCACACUAUUGAUUUUUAUCAUAAGUAAGUCUUGCCAUGAUCCCUCUGUAGCCCUAGCUUGGCUUUCCAAAGGGGCAUUUCCUUAAACGUGACUGAAAUAUAAUGGGAUCAACUGUAAUUGCUUUGUGACUAGGAAAAGGCUCAUGUCACACAGAUGGCUAGAUGUAUUGGCCAAUCAGAAUCCUGGUAAGAUGGCCAGUGUGGGUUUUUAUUAGGCAGUUGUAGCCUUAAGCUCAAGAACGGCUGCUCUGUCCACCCAAGCAUUGUGUAUAAGCAUUGAGCUGUGCCAUAACUGCAGGCUGGUCCUAAAAGAUAAAGAGAAAAUUGUGAUUUUUUUUUUAUUUUUUUAUUUAUUUUAUUUGAUCAUAUUUUCAUUUAUUGUUUCAAUUGGAAUCUGCAUUUUAUGCAUCCACUCCCCUGCAUAGUGUCACUGGUGUUAAAUGUGACUAUUCUUUUUUGAAGUGUCGUUCUGCAAUUGCACUUGGCAGAAAUUAAGUACUGUACUUCAUGUAGAACCACAGUUCUUUUCCCCUUCUACUGCCUUUGUCCUAAUUUCACAUGUCUCACUCUGUGUAGCCUAAACAGAAAUUGUCUUGAUUUUGUAUUGUUCCACUAAUAUUCAUGCAUGCCUUUUUUGUGUAUCCUUUGCUUAUCUUUUGUUUCUUUGUUGUUCUGUUAGUUACCUUAGUGUAUUGGAUAAAGGUUUUUGCCUUACAAGACACACAAAGACAGAACAAAGAGUGGUGUAGAUACUAUAAAGACUGUUCAUCUACUUGGGUCUUAUUGGUUCAUGGUUCAUCACUUCCAUGAAUAUCUUGGUUGGGGAGCAGCCAUUGGGUUAAGCUACAGGUCUGCAUGCAUGCAACACCAUGUUGCUCUUUCAAAGCCUUUGAAAAAGGCUGUUAUGGAACGGAGGUCUUGUUCAGACAGGUUCCCCUUUGUCUUUUGCUUAUUUCCUGCCUCUUUUGUUUAUCAAGUAUUUGUAUGACGACAUCGCUGCUGCUGUCAACAGGUCUGGGUUGGCGCAGAGACUCCAUCUCUCCGUGCUGACAUGUAAAAAGAUUCUUUAAUAAACAUUAGUUUCCUGUAAA
Myxocyprinus asiaticus (Chinese sucker) is the source of this 7572-nucleotide messenger RNA. Its product is annotated as aryl hydrocarbon receptor nuclear translocator-like protein 1. The record is from RefSeq and is a predicted model, not a curated record. NCBI's taxonomy places the organism in Eukaryota, Metazoa, Chordata, Actinopteri, Cypriniformes, Catostomidae. Gene Ontology annotation, molecular function: RNA polymerase II cis-regulatory region sequence-specific DNA binding; DNA-binding transcription factor activity, RNA polymerase II-specific; protein dimerization activity. Gene Ontology annotation, biological process: regulation of transcription by RNA polymerase II. Bases 1 to 2202 code for a protein of 733 amino acids. Gene Ontology annotation, cellular component: nucleus; transcription regulator complex; aryl hydrocarbon receptor complex. The transcript has 17 exons.